Planococcus citri (citrus mealybug) is the source of this 3318-nucleotide messenger RNA. RefSeq names its product heat shock 70 kDa protein II-like. NCBI's taxonomy places the organism in Eukaryota, Metazoa, Arthropoda, Insecta, Hemiptera, Pseudococcidae. Gene Ontology annotation, molecular function: ATP binding; ATP-dependent protein folding chaperone. The transcript has 8 exons. Gene Ontology annotation, cellular component: cytosol; nucleus; cytoplasm. The coding region runs from base 659 to 2713 and encodes 684 amino acids. The record is from RefSeq and is a predicted model, not a curated record.
GUAGGGGUAGGGGGGUUCCAAUACUAGCUGACAUCACUAAGGAAUGAGGAAUUCUCCGGGUCAAAACCCGGAGGUUUUCUCAGUGAUGUCAGGAUUCCUAUGAUGUAGAUAGGUAUUCGUGUCGUCUUUCCUUCGAGCUAAAUUCUUUCUGUCAAGCGUGAAUGCGUGAACUAUUUUAUUGAAAUUCGAAAAACUAGGUACCGUAGAUACUCAGACGAGGUGUGAAAUAUGCAAAUAAAUAGAUACAAGAAAGAAUUAGGUAUUUCAUUUUUUAUUUCGCGCAAAAUUGACGCCAUGAAAAUUGAAAAAAAUGCUUCAUUUUAAAAUUGUACAAAAAUCCGGAGAAGUAGCGGAAACUUGGAGCGGAAGUUGGACGAAGAAUAAUGAAGGAGGGCGAUGCCGAUGGUCAUGAUGAGAUGAGAACGAUAACUGCGACAAGACAGAACAUCUGGUUCCUAUCUGGCAGGGGGGGAGGGCUUGGCGUCACUGGCGCCGCUCACUGGCUAUCCUUUGUCUUAUCAGUUAUCGCUAAAUAGCUAAAUUUGCCAUGAUCGAUUUCCCGGCGUGUUUGUAAAGUCGUUUUUUUUUCAUCCUAAAUACUCGAAUUGCAAUUUUCAAUCGGCGUUCAAAUUUAAUUCUGACAGACUUUCCGGUAGCAAUGGAUACCCCUGUGAUUGGAAUUGACUUGGGUACUACGUAUUCCUGUGUCGGCGUCUUUCAGCACGGUAAAGUAGAAAUUAUUGCCAACGAUCAAGGUAACAGAACCACGCCGAGUUAUGUCGCAUUUACAGAUGACGAAAUACUAAUCGGAGAUGCAGCAAAAAGUCAAGCAGUGAGGAACAUUGACAAUACUAUAUUCGAUGCCAAACGAUUGAUUGGUCGUGAAUUUGACGAUGUUGCGGUUCAAGCCGAUAUGAAACAUUGGCCUUUCCAGGUCAUCAAUGAUAACAAGAAGCCAAAAGUCAGAGUUGAAAUCAAUGGCGAUUCGAAAACGUACUACCCUGAAGAAAUAUCGUCGAUGGUGUUGAGAAAAAUGAAAGAAACCGCCGAAGCCUACUUAGGUACAACAGUCAAAGACGCUGUUAUCACAGUACCAGCUUAUUUCAACGAUUCUCAAAGAGCAGCUACAAUUGAUGCUGCUAAAAUUGCCAAUCUAAACGUAUUACGUAUUAUUAAUGAACCGACGGCUGCCGCCAUUGCUUAUGGGCUUGAAAAAAAGAAAUCCGACGAGCAUAACGUAUUGAUUUUUGAUCUCGGAGGCGGUACUUUCGAUGUCUCGAUUUUGAGUAUCCACAAAGGUGUUUUCGAAGUUAUUUCAACCAUCGGUGAUACUCACUUGGGAGGUGAAGAUUUUGACAACAGAUUGGUCGAUCAUUUCGUUCAAGAAUUUAAACGAAAAUAUAAAAAAGACCUGACCCAAAACAAGAGAUCCUUACGUCGUUUACGAACUGCCUGCGAAAUAGCAAAGAGGACUUUAUCAUCAGCUACAGCAGCCAAUGUCGAAAUCGAGUGUCUUCACGAGGGUAUCGAUUUUUACAGUUCCAUCUCUCGCGCUCGUUUUGAAGAAUUGAACGCUGAUUUAUUUCGGAAAGCAAUGACAUUGGUUGAGAAAGCCAUCCAGGAUGUUAAACUCAACAAAACUCAGAUUGAGCACGUCGUUUUAGUUGGUGGCUCCAGCCGUAUACCAAAAGUACAGAAAUUGUUACAAGAUUUUUUUGACGGAAAGGAAGUAAAUAAAUCAAUCAAUCCCGACGAAGCUGUAGCGUGCGGAGCUGCUGUACAAGCUGCUAUAUUGAACGGUGACUGCUCGAAAGUGGUACAGGAUAUUGUGUUGAUAGACGUUACACCGUUGUCAUUGGGUGUUGGUACGAAAGAAGACCAUAAAUUGAUGGAAGUACUCAUUAAACGCAACACUACUAUACCAGCGAGAUGCACAAAGGGGUUCACCACCCGCCACGAUAAUCAAACUGUAUUACUUUUUAAAGUAUACGAAGGCGAAUUCGCUACAACGAAAGAUAAUCAUUUUCUCGAUCAGUUAUUGCUUACGGGUAUUCCUUCCGCACCUGCUGGUGUAGCCAAAGUUGAUGUGACCUUCGAAAUCGAUGCCAAUGGUAUCCUGAAUGUGACCGCCAUAGAGAAAUCAACCGGUAACGUAAACCAACUCACCAUCACCUACGAUAAAGGACGGCUCAGUAAAGAUGAAAUCGAGCGUAUGAUCGAAAACGCUGAAGGUGAUAAAGUCAAAGAAGAAAAACGAAAGGCCGCGUUAGCUGCCAAAAGUUCAUUAGAAUCGUAUUGUAUCAACGUGAAAAACAUCGUGGAAGAUGAAAAAUUGAAAAAUAAGAUCGAAAAAACCGAUAAAGACCUGAUCACGAAGAAAUGCGAGGAAACAAUUCUGUGGUUGAAUUCCGUCCAGCCGUCUGAAAAAGAAGUUUUUGAUCGUAAGCAACAAGAAUUGAAGAUGGUGUUUGACGCUGUCAUUUCGACUGCUAAUUGCCCCGAUGAACGAAACAAUAAGUUUUAUGAAGUACUGAAAGUGGGAAAAGAUGCCUCCGAACGGGAAAUUCGAAAUGCCUUCAGGGAUGUGGCUGCGAAAUACCAUCCAGACAAGUACCAGGGGGAUAAGGAAAUGGCUAAUAUGUUUUGGCUCUUCAUCAUGAAAGCAAAAAAUGCCCUCAUGAGUAACCCAGCUAAACGAAGGAAAAUUCAGUGACGGCGCAGGUGUGCCGAAAUAUGCGAUAGGUACCUGCAAUUUUACGAAUUCAAUUUUAAAUUUCGAUGGCUGAUGUUUUCUAUAAGAGUAUGUUUUUAUUUCAUUUCUGUCUUUUUAAUGAACGAUGAGUCGAUGGUAUUUUAAAUAAGUAUAGGUAGUUGAGAAGCUUCAGAAGUUUCCUUCUGUAAAUAUGUUUUUUUUGUUAUAAUUUUCAUUUAAUUUUGUUGCAACUUGCAUAUUUUUUUUUCAAAAGCGCUCGCUUUGAAUGAAAAAAAUUAUUUUUAAGAUUAUGUGAUUUCUAUGUUGAUAUCCGUACAUUGCUUGGUUGGUAAUUGCACUUUAUCUUGAAAUGUAUGUUCUGAAAAGUUUCUACGAAUAAUAAGUUUUUUACUUUGUCUAAAAUGUAAGGUUUGUAAGAUGUAGGUACUAAGUUAUGGAGUUCCAUCAUUCCAUGGUGGAUCAUGUUUGACUUUUUUCCUCAGGUAGGUAGGGGAGAGAUUUGAAAAAGAGUUGUUGGGGGUGGUGAUCAUAGAAGAAAUUUUGGGUCAUCGACUCGAAUCAUUUUUAUUUAGGUGGCUAGCCGCUAGGGUACGUAGUGGACCGUU